UUUUUACGUUAGAUAGUGAAGAAAGUGUACACGGGAACAAAAACAUUGUUUACUUAGAUUUAAAGUUGCCAGAUUUUUUGUUUUUCCGUAAAGAUCUGGGGAGAUUAUUUUAUGAGACAGCAGCAGUAAGAAGGCUUUAAUUAGGGCAGAAUAAUAUUUUUUAAAGGUGUAACAACUACAUUAAACCAUGAUAAUUUAUUUUUGGGCACAGUGACAUAAGUAUAUAUAUUUUUUAUGUGGUAACGGGAAAGUCGGAAAUUAUCAGACGUGGAAACUCAUACUUCCUCCACUAUUGGAUUUAAAGCGGGAAGGAGCGGUUUGACUGACGGAGAAGUUGACGUUAGUUCGUUCAUAAUUUUAAAACUGUAGGCCAAUGGAUAUUACGUGGUUUUAAAAAUGUCAACUCUACUCAUUACACUGUUUUUAAGUUAUAUUUGUCAAACAAUGGGACACAAGCUGAGCAAUUGUUCGACGAUGUUUUAUGUCUGUUUCAAAAUGUAGGACUUCGCGGGGAGAAUGCAAAAAACUUCAAACGGCAUGUUGACAUUAUCCCCGAAGGCAAAAGUAACAUCUCAUUCUCUUAGCGAAGAGUAAAAUGAAGCCAAAACACACGAAGAAACAUCGAGAGUCCAGCUGGCAAGGAAAGUCUGGAGACCCAAAAAUGACCCAGGCCAAUCGAACGUCGCGUCUGUCAUGUCCUGUUUCAUGCAAACCGUUUGCGGGGAAAGUGUUUUACCUGGACCUGCCCUCGAACAGAACAUCAGAAACACUGGAGAGUGACAUAAAACAGCUGGGUGGGACUGUUGAGAAGUUUUUCAGUAAGGAAAUAAAGUAUCUGGUCUCCAACAAGAGGCAGACUCCAUGUGUGCAGCACCUCAGACAGGACUCUCCCGUCCCCAGCCCGGACUCUGGACCAAGCUCCCCUUACCCUAAUACAAACCUGCACCGACCAGGCAGCCACGGCGACCACCUUAAAAGCAGGCCGCCUGGUCAAACACAGACGGUUGUUGCUAGCAGAGGGAAAUCUCUGGUGGAGAGAGUGGUGAAAGAUCAGGAGAGAGUUCGAAUGAACAGGAUUCUGUCAAAUGCUCUGGAGUGGGGCGUGAAAAUCCUCUACGUAAACGAUGUGAUCGCGUACGUGCAGAAGAAGAAACAGUCCAUACUCAGCCAGUGUCGUGACACAGCUGCUGUUAAGACCAAGGUCAAAUCUGGGUCAACAACAAAGAAAGAAUACCAGAUAUCCAGUGGUGGACGAAUCCGAAAACCCUUCGUCAAAGUUGAAGACUUCAGCAGACACUAUCGUCCAAUCUACCUCUCACUGCCAAACAAGUCGGAGUUCAACCUUCACACUGUUCCUCCUUUUAGUCCCUUCUACGUCGAGGACAAGUUUUCACCCUGGAAGAAAACGGCAGGAAAAAGAGACGUGAAAGCCUCAGCCAGUGAUCAGAGAGCUCACGGACGAAAGAAGAGGAAUAAGAAACGAGGCAGCUACUGCGAGUGCUGUAAGGUCAAAUACGAAAACCUCCGAAGUCAUCUACAGAGUGAGUGUCACAAAGCUUUUUCUAAGAGUGAUGAGUAUUCAGUGGUGGACAGACAGAUUUCAACGCUGCACUUUGACUUCAUCACCAUCAGAGAACAAGCUGGAAGACCUUGUGGGAAAAGUGAAGUGAGACACAGAGGAGGAGACUCUGGGACCCAGGAGACUCUGAAAGAGGAGCAGCAACAGACUGUCGAUAGAGAAUCUAAUUCAGGACAUGCUGUGAAAACCAGAUCAGCUCCUGUGUCCACAUCUCUGAUUCGCAAGGACAGGAGGAACCAUAGCUCUUACUCAUGCAGAUCCAGGUCCAAGUCCCAGGCAGCUAAACGGCUGUGUGGACAGAAUUCCUGGACUUGUGGUCCUCAAACGAGGGACCAUGCACAAAUGUCUCUGGACAGAAGAGAAACUGUUUCCCCCGAAGGUGAAGGUCAUGUGACCGCCUCCUGUUCUGCCGCUCAGGUCGACACCGUGGACCAAAUAUCUCAGAACAGUUCGUCCUCGCUCCCUCAGGAUGCCACCACACGGAGCGACUCCCUAAGGAAGUUAAAUGUGACAAAACCUCCAGAGGAGACUGAAACACACGAGGGUCUGCCGCAGUUUGAGUCGGUGCAGGACGGAGCUGCAGACGACCGCACGGAAAACACACACGUCCCAGCGCCCGGCUUCUCUGCUGUUCGAAAAAUACAGAGAAGGGUCCGAAUUUAUAAACGCAAAAGACGGAAAAUAGAGACCUGUGUACUGGGAGGUCAAAGCAACGGUUCUCACAACUCUCUGCUGAGACUCUUCCAGUCCAGUGAUGACAUGGAUGUAGAGUUUCAUGGAUUUGAGUUUUAAAUAGAAAAAUAAAACUUCUAAAAUAAAGAAACUUGUUCAUGUUUUCUCAA
Messenger RNA from Cynoglossus semilaevis (tongue sole), 2421 nucleotides. It is a transcript of the gene dbf4, whose product is annotated as DBF4-CDC7 kinase regulatory subunit. The record is from RefSeq and is a predicted model, not a curated record. Lineage: Eukaryota; Metazoa; Chordata; Actinopteri; Pleuronectiformes; Cynoglossidae. The transcript has 13 exons. Gene Ontology annotation, cellular component: Dbf4-dependent protein kinase complex. Gene Ontology annotation, molecular function: zinc ion binding; protein serine/threonine kinase activator activity; nucleic acid binding. Bases 596 to 2371 code for a protein of 591 amino acids. Gene Ontology annotation, biological process: regulation of cell cycle phase transition; positive regulation of nuclear cell cycle DNA replication.